Messenger RNA from Exophiala xenobiotica, 1366 nucleotides. RefSeq lists its product as uncharacterized. Bases 53 to 850 code for a protein of 265 amino acids. Gene Ontology annotation, cellular component: EMC complex; membrane. NCBI's taxonomy places the organism in Eukaryota, Fungi, Ascomycota, Eurotiomycetes, Chaetothyriales, Herpotrichiellaceae. The transcript has 2 exons. Gene Ontology annotation, biological process: protein folding in endoplasmic reticulum. The record is from RefSeq and is a predicted model, not a curated record.
CAAGACAACAUCCUCAACCUUCUUUCACACUCCUCCCUAUCGUACCCCCACCAUGGCUCUCCCGGGUGUUGAGCAGACGAUCCACCGAGAUCCAGCGCUCUUCUACUGGAUCCUGCUCCCUAUCACCAUUGUAAUGAUCCUCACCGGCGUCCUACGACACUACGCAACCGUCCUGCUCCAUACUCCUCCCAAGCCGCCCACCUCGCUCCUCGAGUCCCGCGAACGCCAAUCGCUCUUCCGCGCCAUCAACCUGCGCAACAAUGCUAAUGCCGCACUCACAACUCCGGCCUUCACAUCCCGCAAGGAAUACUUGAUUGACUCGUUCAAAAAGGGUUCCUUCCUGCGCGGGGGGCCUGAGUCUCGUGGCCAGGCAGCACCGAACCCAAUGUCCGACCCUGCUGCAAUGGAAGGCAUGAUGGGUAUGAUGAAAGGCAAUAUGGCUAUGAUGAUUCCACAGACGCUCAUCAUGUCCUGGAUUAACGCAUUCUUUGCAGGAUUCGUCAUCCUCAAGCUGCCAUUUCCCUUGACCAUCCGGUUCAAGAGCAUGCUCCAGUCCGGCGUCAUGACGCGAGACCUGGAUGUGCGCUGGGUGAGCAGUUUGUCGUGGUACUUCCUGUGUCUGUUCGGGCUGCAGAGUGUCUUCAUUUUCAUUCUGGGCAACGAAAACGCCGCAAGUCAAAUGGCACAGCAGAUGGCGCAGAUGAAUCCGGGGGCUAAUGCGAAUCCCUUUGGGCCUGGACAGGAUCCGGAUAAGAUGUAUCUGGCUGAGGCAGAGAAUUUGGAGGUACUGGAGCAUUGGAGUAUUUUGGAUGAGGCGGAGGACAGGCUGUUGAAGAUCUAUGGGAGCUAGCUGGCAUGAUGCAGAAGGUAUGUCAUCUUGAGGACGUUCGAAUGCUGGACGUGGGAGUUGCUUCCGAGGAAUGAGGGAGGGCUAUUAAAACACUCCUACUCCGAACAAGCAAGGCCAAGACAAUACCGCAACCCCGUACAUCUCGAACUGGUCGGGCUUGGAUCUGGUCAUUCCGAAGCAGAGAGAACCGCCUCGGACAUGGUCGUGGACCACCAGCAUUAGCAAGACCGAGACAGCAGCUUCCCCUGCCGAGGCGCGCCAUUCUAGAGCUCUGCGACUUCAAGCGACAAGGAGUGAGCUCCGAGUUCUCUCGCGCUCAUCGAGAGCCCGGAGCGACCGUGCGUGCCAGCAAACGCAACCUAUCUAAACUCGAGGUCCAUCAGACAAUCGACAUCACUGGAAGCGACAAUGCAGAGAUGCCUUCGAUGUGCCUAGGAAAUAGCCUACCAGGCUUCUACCAGGAUGCAUAUCAGGGACCAAUCCAAGCCCACAGGUACAUGCACAAUAAUAUCUUCC